This is a messenger RNA of Gossypium raimondii (Peruvian cotton), 576 nucleotides long. RefSeq lists its product as uncharacterized. The transcript is spliced from 2 exons. NCBI's taxonomy places the organism in Eukaryota, Viridiplantae, Streptophyta, Magnoliopsida, Malvales, Malvaceae. The record is from RefSeq and is a predicted model, not a curated record. The coding region runs from base 1 to 576 and encodes 191 amino acids.
AUGGUGGCUUCCUCCGAUUCGUGUGAUUGCAAAAUGCUACUCAAGGUGGCUGAACAACAGUGGGUUUCCUCAGGGGAAAAUGCUAGCGAAAGGAGAUGGGAAAAUGAAAAGGCUUAUUUGUGGAAGAGAGGGAAGAAAAGAUUAGUGGAAUGUGAAUGGAGAUAUGAAAGAGUGAUGAAGGAUGAUGGAAUGAGAAGAGAGGGUCAUGUGGUCUCAGUAGAGGGAGUUCGUGUGGACCCAAAGAAUAUUAGGGCAAUUCUGGAGUGGAGAUCGCUAAGAAGUGUCACAAAGGUGCGAAGCUUUUUGGGGCUUACAAGUUACUAUCGCAAAUUUGUUGAGGGGACCACCACUAUUGCAACACCCUUAACGAAGCUAAUACAGAAAAAUGAAGAGUUUGCAUUGACGGAAGAAAGACAAAACAACUUCAAGAGACUUAAGACGAUACUCGCUAAAGCACCUAUGUUGGUUCAAUCAGAACUUGGGAAAGACUUUGUAGUCUACAGCGACACAUCGCACUUAGGUCUUGGUUGCAUGUUGAUCCAAGAACGAACAAUAAUGGCUUAUGCCUCUAGAUAG